Molecule: messenger RNA, 1527 nt
Organism: Cyclocybe aegerita
Lineage: Eukaryota; Fungi; Basidiomycota; Agaricomycetes; Agaricales; Hemipholiotaceae
Source: the annotation of a GenBank genome assembly
AUGAAUCUGACCCAUCAUCACAAGGGUUUUCAGGUUCAGUUGUUGCUAGGUGGUGAGAGCAAGGGUAGACAGCUGAGAGAAUGGAGGGGUAGGAAGGACGUUGUGGUUGCAACACCGGGCCGCUUGUUGGACUUGUUGAACUCGGAGGAUAGCGUGAGGGAUGCCAUCCAGCAUGCCAAACUGCUUAUUCUUGAUGAGGCCGAUACCUUGCUGGACAUGGGUUUCAAGGCAGAUAUAGAAAUGAUAAAUUCAUAUCUUCCACCGACGCCACAACGGCAGACCUUCCUGUUCUCUGCCACGGUUUCGCGAGCGAUCCAAGAAAUUGCUCGAGACACGCUCUCCCGUUCGCACAAAUUUGUCAAUUGCGUUUCUGUGGAUGACUCGCCGGUUCACGCCCAUAUCCCGCAAUACCACACCGUCAUACCCUCGGGCCAGGAUGCCUUCCCUCAUCUCCUCCGCCUGAUCGCUCAGGACCAGCUUAUCAAACUCGCUUCAGCCGAUAAGCGUGGCAAGUCGGAGCCCAGCAAGGUUAUCGUAUUCUUUAACACGACGAAGAUGGUGCAGCUCUUCUCCGACAUGCUGCGCCAAGCCCAGAGCGCGCUGCCUUUGGCACGUCAGACACGCAUAUACGAGAUCCACUCCAAACGUGACAUGAAGCAGCGGGUGCGGGUGUCAGAUGGUUUCCGCCAUGAUAAAGGUCCAGCGUCGGUGCUUGUCACCUCAGAUGUGUCUGCUCGCGGAGUCGAUUAUCCCGGGGUGACGCGUGUCAUCCAAAUGGGCGUGCCAGCGGGGAGAGACAUCUAUAUCCAUCGUGUGGGUAGGACAGGCCGUGCAGGAAAGACCGAUGGUCGGGGUGACUUGGUGAUCAGCUCAUGGGAGCUUCCGUUCCUCAAACAAAUGGCCGACGUUGGCCUCAAGCCCGUCACCGUGGCGGAAGUGAAGAGAGACGUCGAGGAGCGGGCAGCAGCUGUCGGUGUGUCUUCGCCUCACUUGGCCUCGCUCGACAACCACGCGAUGUCGAUCUCUUCAGCGACCAACGCGCAUGAAAUCUCCGAGGCAUACAUGUCGCAGCUUGGGUUCUUCCUCGGGCACAUUCAAUCACUUGGCCUCGUGCAACCCGAUGUAGUCAACGGUGUAGGCAAGUACUUCCAGGACCUAGGUGCACUGGAGGCGCCGCCGAUGAUGAGUCGGUCCAUGCAGGAGAGGCUGCGACUCGGCUCAGCGAAGUAUGAGAGGAAGGGUCAGGGCAAUAGAGGUGGCUUCGGAGGGAGAGGAAGUUAUGCGGACCGAGAUCGUGAGAGAGGCGCAGGCAACAGGCGACCGGCUUGGGGAACGUAUGCGUCAGGAAAGGAUUUCCGUGGCUUGGGGCGUCACGAGCGCGAGAGGAGUCCUUGGGAGAGCAGAGGCGACUCGGAUCGCUAUGCAGGGUUCUCGAGAAAGGGUCGUGAUGGUGCUCGAAGUAACGAAGGGUAUGGGUUUUCGAAGGACAGGGGAAGCAGGCGCAACGCCCGAUUUGACGAGUACUAA